GUUACAUGAAAGUAUGGAGUCUCCCCUCCCCAGCGCGCUUCCUUCCGCACGCCUCAACUCUACCCUUGGUCUAUAUAAGGUGAAGGACACCACACGUCCGUACAGUGUUAGCGCCGUCACCCGCCAUGGAUGCGACAAAACUGCUUAUUGUGAUGUUGGCGCUCCUGGGCCUUCUAUCUGCUGCCCCUGCCCCUGACGGGGGCCAUCACAAAAAGUUCAUAAUCCACGUUCCAUUCAAAAUUCACACGAUCCAUCAUCACCACGUCAAGAAAAUCCCGAUAUUCCACCACUACGAGCACUAUGACCACCACCACCACCACCAUCACGUCCACGAUCACCACGAGGAGCUGCACCACGACUACCACGAGGACUACCAUGACGACCACUAUUGAUCACGAUUACCUAGUCACAACGGGCUUUUCAACGGCUAUAAGUCACCGGCGUGUAACAAACAUCACUGGUCGCAGGCAGAGUCCUUGUGUCGUCUCGGGAUUCGUGCUGAACUCCAAAUUUGACAGAAUGAACUCCCCUCUUCCUGCGCGAAAUCAAAACACUCGAAAAUACUAAACAAGUACAGUAAUUUAUCAAAAUAUACUGCCUGAUUAUGGAUUGUUUUAAAAUAUUACUCAUUGUUACAGAUUUUAGACCAAAAUAUCGCUUAAGUAUUUUCCUCAAACUUUUCUACCUGAGAAAGGAAGCAGAUACUUACUAUCGAAAGUUCGUGUUCUAUUUUGUUUUCUCUAUAACAAUCUUGAAAUCUUUUCUCAUAUAGUUAAAUAACGUUUUACAUCCUCAAAGUAAAACUGAAAAUCUACUUUUUGUGACACAUUAUUAAACUCCCAUGUUUUCCAAUUUACACGUUUGUUAUAAUAUAUUAUAACGCAAUUGCAUAGUAAGGAAAAGAAUGGAAAGGUUUAAAAAAGACUUAUUUUCUCUCGAGAUCUAAAUUGGAGAUGAACGGAACAAAUUUUAUUUCUUGUACAUAUUUAGUGUGUAAAUAUUACGUAGAUACAUGUACAGUUUAGACUAAGAGCUGUUUUCGUUUUAAACUGAUGUAGUCCAGCGUAGUUUUUAACACUGAAAAUCAAACGUGCUCCCUUACCAAGCGUGCUACUACUUUUCUCCACAUAAGACUGGAUACUUGUUAUGUUGAUUUUGUAAUAAAGAUAUUGCCUUCAAA
Homalodisca vitripennis (glassy-winged sharpshooter) is the source of this 1180-nucleotide messenger RNA. RefSeq lists its product as uncharacterized. The record is from RefSeq and is a predicted model, not a curated record. NCBI's taxonomy places the organism in Eukaryota, Metazoa, Arthropoda, Insecta, Hemiptera, Cicadellidae. Bases 126 to 392 code for a protein of 88 amino acids. The transcript is spliced from 4 exons.